Messenger RNA from Centruroides sculpturatus (bark scorpion), 1312 nucleotides. It is a transcript of the gene Naa60, whose product is annotated as N-alpha-acetyltransferase 60-like. The transcript has 5 exons. The record is from RefSeq and is a predicted model, not a curated record. Gene Ontology annotation, molecular function: protein-N-terminal amino-acid acetyltransferase activity; histone acetyltransferase activity. Gene Ontology annotation, biological process: N-terminal peptidyl-methionine acetylation. The annotation marks the transcript as partial. Gene Ontology annotation, cellular component: Golgi membrane. Lineage: Eukaryota; Metazoa; Arthropoda; Arachnida; Scorpiones; Buthidae.
UCCCAGUUUUUUGCAAAUCAUGUUUUGGACCUCCUGAAUCCAAAAAAAUAUCCAGACAAUUGGUAUGAAGAAAUUACAUCUAGCCAGCAGUUUUUUUCUCUGGCUGCAGUUUACAAGUUACAGAUAAUAGGAUUAAUAGUGGCAGAAAUUAAAUCUCAAUCAAAAUGUAACAGAGAGGACCAAGGACUUUUAUCAUCACAUUUUGCAAAGAAUACUGAAGUAGCUUACAUAUUGACUUUAGGAGUAGUCAGAGAAUGCCGUCGAAAUGGAAUUGCAACUCUCCUUUUAGAUAGCUUAAUAUCUCACCUAACAACAAAUCCAGAAGAGAACAAUUGUAAAGCUAUUUAUUUACAUGUACUGACUACUAAUAUGACAGCAAUCAGAUUCUACGAACAUCGAAACUUUCGACUGCAUUCUUACCUUCCUCUGUAUUAUUCUGUCCAUGGUAGCCUAAAAGAUGGAUUUUCGUACGUCCUCUACAUAAAUAGUGGUCAUCCUCCGUGGACUUUACUAGAUUAUAUCAAGCAUUGGAGUAGUUUGGCUCUCCAAAUGAAAGUAUGUUCAUUACCAAAACAUCUGUUGCAAAUGAUGAGAAGGCUAAUUACAAAAUUAUGGCCAUUUACAUCUUAAAAUUGCAUGUACAAAAAAAAAACUACAUAUGCAAAAGCUGACUUCAUAGUAAAAAUUGGUGAUGUACAGAUGGAUAGAAUAUCAUUUUUUUAAUAUCUACAUUAGUAAAUAAAUAUAUAUAUACAUAUAUAUAUAUAUAAUAAAUUAUUAAUCUCAAAUUUGCAUAAAUUAAUUUUGUGAUAGACUUGCAGAUUGAGAUUUUGUAAAUUUCAAAGAUGUUAGCACAAUUUUAAUUAUUUCUAUAGGUUAAUUGUAUACAUUUCAAUAUAAUUAAAUUAUAUAUCACCACGCAAAUAUGCCAUAAAGAAACAAAGCAGAGCAAUUUAUUUAAGUCCAUAAAUUGCUUAUAGCAAUUAGGAUAUGCUUAUAAUGUAAAUAUAUUUAGUUUCAUAAUUUAUGUGUAAAGUUCUAUUGUAAUAUAAUGAAUGAUUCCAUUUGAUAAAGCAAACUUGUAUUUCGUAUGCCAUUCUGUAUUGAAAACGAUCCUAACGAAUUGUGAUAAGUGCAAUUUUCUCAUUUUUAAAUGUUUUUUUUUCCACUGUAUACGAUUAUUAUUAUUAUUAUUUUCAACAUAUUUAUAAUUACAAUAUUUUCAUGAGACUAGAUAGUGAGGCUGCUUUAAUGCACUUAUCACUGAGACUAUAUGAAAAUAUUUUUUAAUAAAACUCAAACUUUUCUUUGU